Messenger RNA from Drosophila serrata, 540 nucleotides. RefSeq lists its product as uncharacterized. The record is from RefSeq and is a predicted model, not a curated record. NCBI's taxonomy places the organism in Eukaryota, Metazoa, Arthropoda, Insecta, Diptera, Drosophilidae.
AUGGAGAACUAUAGCCACAAGAAAUUCACAGCAGCUCUGAAGCGGAAGCGCAGUCAGGACUCUGAUUCCGACGACGAUGUGGUUUUCGUCAUGGAGCAGCCCGGUCAGCGAACCCCCGAACAGCCCCCAUCCAAGCGUCGCUUCUUCCGUCCUUGGUUGGAUGAGCCAGAGAAGACAAAGCAGCCGGAGCCACCACGCAAGACCAUGGUAACACCACCAUUGGUGGAUCCCACCUAUCAGGCCAACAUGGUGCGCAACCAUAAGCGACGCCAGCGCAGUCCUCAGGAGCAACUGCGUCGGGAUCGGAACACAUUGGCUAGCCUGCGCCACCGACGAUCUCAGCAACAGCAGCAGCAGCUUAUCGAGCAACAGUACUUGACGAAUCGGAUCCAGCACGAGGCCAACCUGGAGCAACAGAUUCGCCUGAGUCUCUACUAUGUGCGGUUCCUCCAGCAGACCAUGGCCAAUAUGGAACCACUGACACCGACGCAACACCAGCAGAUGCUCCAUGCCAGACAGGCCACCACCCAACAGCCUUGA